Messenger RNA from Dreissena polymorpha, 1974 nucleotides. Its product is annotated as kelch-like protein 25. The record is from RefSeq and is a predicted model, not a curated record. Lineage: Eukaryota; Metazoa; Mollusca; Bivalvia; Myida; Dreissenidae. The transcript has 4 exons. The coding region runs from base 17 to 1732 and encodes 571 amino acids. Gene Ontology annotation, molecular function: protein binding.
UAUCGGCCGUAACACCAUGGAAACUAAUUUCUUCAAUAAAUACCUCCAAAGUCUCUCCAAUGGAAUCACUGAAAUCUGGCAAGACGAGAGCUUCACAGAUGUUGUUAUCACUGUUGAUGAUAAGACAUUCAACUGUCAUAAAAUUAUUCUUGCUUCUCUGUCUCCUUACUUUCAGGCCAUGUUCAGAGCCGGUAUGGUAGAGAGUCUCUCUGGUAUUGUCCAUCUGCAGGACAUUCAGCCACACAUAUUCGAGGCUGUUCUGAGGUUUGUCUACUCUGGCAGCAAUGUGAUUGGCUCAGAUAAUGUAGAAGGCCUUCUGAUGGCUGCUGUCAUGCUACAGAUCACCUGCCUGCAGGAGCAAUGUGAACUCUACCUCAAGAAUCAGAUUGUUCCUGAAAAUUGCCUUGGCAUUUGGAAAAUGGCUUCAAGACUCAGCUGUAGAGAUUUGGCCCAUAAAUGCUGGACAUACAUUCUUGAGUUCUUCUCAACCGUGAUAAGGUCUGAUGAAUUCAAGCAAAUCACUGCAGAUGAUCUCAUCGAAAUUAUCAACGACAAUGAUCUGAACACAACCUCUGAAGAAGAAGUGUGCAAUGCUGUUUUGAAAUGGGUUAAUUUUGAACCAGAUAUUCGUAAGCAAGAGCUUGGAAAGUUGUUCCGAAAUGUGCGCUUUCCACUUGUAAGUGUUAGGUAUGUAAAGGAUUUGAGAUGUCAAGAAUUGAUUUUGAAAUCAGAUGAGUGCAAUGCUUUGCUCAAGGAUGUAUACCAGUAUCUUACUUCCGAACCACAGAAUCUUGGAACACAGUUGCCAAGCUACUUGUCCGAAAUGUCCCGCAAUUGCCUACACAGACAGGAAGAUAUGAUGUGUAUUAUUGGGACCAGAAAUCGACCCCCCAAUGUACAAGUCACGGAAAUAAAAUGCUGUAGUUUUAAAAGAGAUGCAGAGAAUAUGCUAGCCUCCUUGCCGUCAGAGCCUGGGGCAUGUUUUGCAGUUACAAAAUGUCGGGAUGACAUCUAUGUAUCAGGGGGAUACCACGGACAAACUCUUGUGCUGCAGUAUGUCACUUCUGAUAACAGGUGGCAGUUCUGUAGCCCCAUGUUGGAAGGCAGAUGGGGUCAUUCUUUAGUCGAGGUUCAAGGCUGCUUGUAUGCAAUUGGAGGCAGCUCAGGUAUUUCAGAUACUCUAUCAAGCAUUGAAUGCUAUGAUCCAAAGUUGAACCAGUGGAAACUAGUGGCUGGCCUUGUUAUUCCAGUAUCAUUUAUGCCUACAGCCGCAAUUGGCACUAGAAUCUAUAUAUUUGGAGGGAAAACAAGAGAUCGAACACUAUCAACAAAACUUCAGUGCUUCGACACCGUCUCCAGACAUUGUUUCAUUUUAGAGGACAUGCCGCUUGUGCCUUCGAGUGCUAGUCGUGUGGCAGAAGUGGACAGGACAGUGUACAUAUUCUAUCGGCGUGGUGAUAUCAUGGAGUUUAAGGGGGAAAAAGUAACUGUUGUUGGCCACAUGCCUCAUUUCGACCACUUUGGUGUCAUGCCCCAUGAUGGUCGUUUACUGAUUGUGGGCUGUCAGAGUAACCAGUAUUCCACUGUGGUGUUUGACCCUGCAACAAAAGAGAUGGCACCAUAUGGGCGUACAAUCAAGGCCGCUGUGUGUAACUUCUACUGCUUGCCCAUAACAAUGAGUCGUCAGCAUACAUGUCUGGUGGAGAAUGAAGAACUUGCCUCAAGUGUCUAGUAACAUGUACUGAUGAGCAAAUCUGAUGAUAUAAAAUUGCAAUUUGACAGUUUAUGACUGUUUUUAAUAUAUAGAUGCAAAUGUAGAAUAGCACUUAUAUUAUGUAUUGUUACCCAAUGUGUCUUUUCCUAACAAUAACUAUGCUCUGAAAAUGGCAAUCAAUACUUUUGUUUGUAGAAAAUGUUAUUGUUUUGCUUGUUAUCAAGAUCAUUAUUGAAUAUGAAAUAAAUUAUAUUCAAAUA